Messenger RNA from Rosa chinensis, 1787 nucleotides. RefSeq names its product TBC1 domain family member 15. Lineage: Eukaryota; Viridiplantae; Streptophyta; Magnoliopsida; Rosales; Rosaceae. Gene Ontology annotation, biological process: activation of GTPase activity. The coding region runs from base 247 to 1551 and encodes 434 amino acids. The transcript has 12 exons. Gene Ontology annotation, molecular function: GTPase activator activity. The record is from RefSeq and is a predicted model, not a curated record.
UUGGGAUGAUAGAAGAAUCUGGACUUGUUUGUUUUCUGGGAGUUGUGUGAUUGGAUGAAUAGUUAUAAUGCUUGUGCAAUCUCGGGAAUGUGAAAUUUUUUAAUAUUGUUUGAUUCAUGUAAGAUUGAUGUUGGUAAUGAAAUGUGAAGAUUUGGAUUUGGAUACAGAGAGAAAGAUUGAGAUUUUGGCCAAUGAAGGACCGAAAGUGGGUGAAUUGAUUGUUCGGGGCUUCGGUUGUGAGGGAAAAUGGAGUUUUUUAUGAAGAAAGCUUCCACAGCUGAGUUGGAUGCUUUCUAUCCAGUUAGAGAGGAAUGCCGAGUUGAAGUCCCCAAGACCCGAUUUAGGCUGAGGGCUGGGAAAACUCUUAGUGCAAGAAGAUGGCAUGCUGCCUUCUCUGAAGAUGGUCAUUUGGAUAUAGCGUCAGUGCUUAGACGAAUCCAACGAGGGGGCAUCCAUCCUGCAAUUAAAGGUGUAGUCUGGGAAUUCUUGUUAGGUUGUUUUGAUCCAAAUAGCACCUUUGAUGAACGGAAUGAUCUCAGGCAGCAGCGAAGGGAGAUGUAUGUCAGAUUGAAAGCUGAAUGCAAUAAGAUGGUUCCAGUUAUUGGUAGUGGAAAAUUUAUUACAACACCGCUGGUCACGGAUGAUGGCGAUCCGAUAGAUGGAGCACCAAAUGGAGCAAGGCAUGAUGUUUCAGACAAGAAAGUGAUUCAGUGGAAGCUUUUCUUGCAUCAAAUUGGUUUGGACGUUGUUCGCACUGAUCGGACACUUGUAUUUUAUGAGAGUGAAACUAAUCAGGCAAAACUUUGGGAAAUUCUUUCAGUUUAUGCUUGGAUGGACAAUGACAUUGGUUAUGUUCAAGGAAUGAAUGAUAUAUGCUCGCCAAUUGUCAUUCUUAUUGAAAAUCACGCAGAUGCAUUUUGGUGUUUCGAACGUGCAAUGCGAAAGCUGAGAGAAAAUUUUAGGUGCACUUCUACUUCGAUGGGGGUGCAAUCUCAGCUGGCUACGCUCUCCCAAGUAAUCAGAACUAUUGAUCCUAAACUUCAUCAACACCUCGAGGAGCUGGAUGGUGGGGAGUAUUUAUUUGCAUUCCGCAUGCUGAUGGUACUGUUCCGAAGAGAGUUUUCCUUUGUGGAUUCACUGUAUCUUUGGGAGGUGAGGAGGAAACUGGACUUAUAUUUCCAUCCAGAUUGGUUUCAGCUGAUGUGGGCCAUGGAAUACAACCCAAACAUAUUCUCAUCUUACGAAACAUCAAGCGCUGGUACUACACCACCUAAUGCAAGUGACAAAGAACUAAAGGCAUUUGGCAAGUUUGAGAGAAAUAAUGUCAAAACUGGAUACGCAGAACAACAUGGUGCACUUUCUGUAUUUCUUGUUGCCAGUGUUCUUGAGACCAAAAACAAGCUACUUUUAAAAAAUGCCAAGGGUCUGGACGAUGUUGUCAAUAUCUUAGGCGACAUAACAGGGAAUCUGGAUGCUAGAAAGGCAUGUAAUGAGGCAUUGAAGAUUCACAAAAAGUACCUGAAGUUGCACUUGCAGAAUGUGAAGUCGUAAACUUUAUCCUUGGACAGCAGCUCUGUUUACCCAAAUUUUGCAGCCAGGGCCAGGUGAUGAAGACUUCGGCAACAUCCUGCUACAUACUGUGUACUGCCAUAUUUUCUUUGUAGUUAACUCUUGACUAUUCUCUACCUCUCCUAAAAAAAGAAAGAACAAAAGAACAGUAAAACAGUGUAAUUUUUGGGCUACGGCCCCCAUAUACUUGACGAAAACCACAGAUGAAGCGUGCGCCA